CUGUUAUAACAAUACGCGCACACUAUCAGUAAUUUUAAAUUCUGAUAUAAAGAGGGAAACAUAUCUUAUGACGUUAUAAAUGAAAAUGAAGUUCUACCUCCUCAAGAUUAUGUUAGCGUCUGCGCAGAAAUAUUCCUUACUUCGCACAGUAAACGUUGCUAUUAAGAUGAUCGAUAUCUCAAAUUGAUAUAACAAUUCUGUGAUAAUGGCGACCAAUUUUCUUAUAUCUAACUAAUGAUUAUGUUAGUAUAUUGUUAGAAAGAAUAUUAAGUAAUUCCAUUGUGCGAAAGAAGGUAAAAUAAUCAUAAUUUAUAGUGUAAAGUUUGAAAUAAUGUCAAAAUGUAAGGGUACCAUAGUUUGGUCGUACACCGUGCGAGAUGCAAGAUAUUGAAGAACGCUAUUAUAAAGUCAGUGACACUUUUCUUAAAAUGAUAGGCCUAUGGCCUUAUCAGAAAACAAAGUUUGUUCGAAUACAAAAUGUACUCAUCAUUGGUAUUCUUUGUGGAUAUAUUAUUGUACAGCUGCUGUCAUUUUUAACAAUGCAAUUCAGUGUAAAUCUCCUUCUGAAAGUUUUAUCUUUCGUGUUUCCAACUCUUUUUAUGGUAAUAAAAUAUUGCACCUUUAUCAUUCAAGCAGAUAACGUAAAACAACUGGUAGAGCAAAUUCGACACGACUGGAAGUUAGUGAAAAGUAAACUGGAAAUUGAUAUUAUCAAAAAAUACGCUGAAAAUGGGAGAUUUGUAACAAUAAUUGUAAUAGUGUGCUGUCAUUGUGGCAUAAUAUGUUACAUCACAUUGCAACUUCUACCGUUGAUACUUAACGUUAUUGCACCGUUAAAUGAAUCACGAUCGGUGAAACUUAUCGCGACCACGGAAUACUUUCUUAAUCGGGAGAAAUAUAUUUGGAUAAUGUUACUUCAUGAGAUAGUUACCGCUUAUUUAAGAUUGAUAACGUUGUGUAGCAUUAGUAUGACAUUACUGAUGCAGAUCUUGCACGCAUGUGCGCUGUUUAACAUAGCAAGCUAUCUAAUGGAGAAUGCAAUUCCAGAGAACGUGUUAGCAAUACAUGAUUCUUUAAAGGAACAUAUACUUCAUCAGAGGAUUGCACACGUAGUUCUUAUUCAUCGUAGGGCCAUUAGCUUUCUUCAGCUUUGGAUAUCUAGUUUUACGGUACCGUUUUUUCUUCUGAUCCUGGUUGGAGUUUGCUCCUUAAGUGUUAAUCUUUUUCAUUUGCUUGAACUAAUAACAGUUACCGAUGACGUUAAUGAAAUGUACGCAGUUUUUAUGUCAGUAAUUCUCCAUUUUAACCUUAUGUUUAUACUUAAUUAUGCUGGAGAGAUAGUUCAGAAUCAUGGAAUGCAAGUAUUCGGAGCAACUUAUAAUGGACUGUGGUACGUAGCUCCACUGCGGACGCAAAAAUUGAUAUUGUUUGUAAUGCAAAGGGCAAUAGUGAAAGUCAAUUUGACAUGUGGAAAUAUCUUUGUUGCGUCCUUGGAAGGUUUUCUUACGCUUGCGAGUACAGCAAUAUCUUAUUUCACAGUAAUUUAUUCCACAAGAUAAUAAAAAACUGGAAACAAAAGUUUAUUAGGAAAAGUAUAUGUAGCCUUAUCAAAUUGACAUAAGUAGUAUACACUUAUUGUGUUAUACACUUAUUGUAUACACAGUAGUAUUGUGAAAAUUUAUUAAAUAUAAUAAAUUUGCAGAGACCAUUUUGCGUGCGAGAA
Messenger RNA from Ooceraea biroi (clonal raider ant), 1723 nucleotides. RefSeq lists its product as uncharacterized. The record is from RefSeq and is a predicted model, not a curated record. Gene Ontology annotation, cellular component: plasma membrane. Lineage: Eukaryota; Metazoa; Arthropoda; Insecta; Hymenoptera; Formicidae. Gene Ontology annotation, biological process: sensory perception of smell; detection of chemical stimulus involved in sensory perception of smell. Gene Ontology annotation, molecular function: olfactory receptor activity; odorant binding.